This is a messenger RNA of Macaca mulatta (Rhesus monkey), 2057 nucleotides long. The record is from RefSeq and is a predicted model, not a curated record. NCBI's taxonomy places the organism in Eukaryota, Metazoa, Chordata, Mammalia, Primates, Cercopithecidae.
GGCCCCGCUGCGUCUUCCCAGCCGCAGGCGCAGGCCCAGCCGAGCGGCCGCCGAGCGGGAGCGGGUGCGGGUGCGGGUGCGGGCGCACCGGCCAUCACCGCGCGGCCGCGCAGCGGACACCGUGCUCACCGGCCUGCGGCGCCCCGCCACCGGGGCGGACCGCCGAACCCGAGGCCAUGUCCCAUGAAAAGAGUUUUUUGGUGUCUGGGGACAACUAUCCUCCCCCCAACCCUGGAUAUCCAGGGGGGCCCCAGCCACCCAUGCCCCCCUAUGCUCAGCCUCCCUACCCUGGGGCCCCUUACCCGCAGCCCCCUUUCCAGCCCUCACCCUACGGUCAGCCAGGGUACCCCCAUGGCCCCAGCCCCUACCCCCAAGGGGGCUACCCACAGGGCCCCUACCCCCAAGGGGCCUACCCACAGGGCCCCUACCCACAAGAGGGCUACCCACAGGGCCCCUACCCCCAAGGGGGCUACCCCCAGGGGCCAUAUCCCCAGAGCCCCUUUCCCCCCAACCCCUAUGGACAGCCACAGGCCUUCCCAGGACAAGACCCUGACUCACCCCAGCAUGGAAACUACCAGGAGGAGGGUCCCCCAUCCUACUAUGACAACCAGGACUUCCCUGCCACCGACUGGGAUGACAAGAGCAUCCGACAGGCCUUCAUCCGCAAGGUGUUCCUGGUGCUGACCCUGCAGCUGUCGGUGACCCUGUCCACGGUGUCUGUGUUCACUUUUGUUGGGGAGGUGAAGGGCUUUGUCCGGGAGAACGUCUGGACCUACUAUGUCUCCUAUGCUGUCUUCUUCAUCUCCCUCAUCGUCCUCAGCUGUUGUGGGGACUUCCGGCGAAAGCACCCCUGGAACCUUGUUGCACUGUCGGUCCUGACCGCCAGCCUGUCGUACAUGGUGGGGAUGAUCGCCAGCUUCUACAACACCGAGGCAGUCAUCAUGGCCGUGGGCAUCACCACAGCCGUCUGCUUCACGGUCGUCAUCUUCUCCAUGCAGGUGAGGGGCCUCCCAUGGCUGGGCUGUGGCCGCAGGGGCCGAGCAGCUUUCCCAGGCCCAGCCCCAUGGCCCGUUCCUCCCCCGCCUGCAGACCCGCUACGACUUCACCUCGUGCAUGGGUGUGCUCCUGGUGAGCAUGGUGGUGCUCUUCAUCUUCGCCAUCCUCUGCAUCUUCAUCCGGAACCGCAUCCUGGAGAUUGUGUACGCCUCGCUGGGCGCUCUGCUCUUCACCUGCUUCCUGGCAGUGGACACCCAGCUGCUGUUGGGGAACAAGCAGCUGUCCCUGAGCCCGGAAGAGUACGUGUUUGCCGCGCUGAACCUGUACACAGACAUCAUCAACAUCUUCCUGUACAUCCUCACCAUCAUUGGCCGCGCCAAGGAGUAGCCCAGCUCCAGCUCUCUGUGCCCGCUCAGGUGGCAUGGCUGGCCUGGACCCUGCCCCUGGCACGGCAGUGCCAGCUGUCCUUCCCCUCUCUCUUGUCCCCAGGCACAGCCUGGGGCAGAGGACGCCCCUCUCCAACCCUCCCAUAUGUACACUGCAGAUACUUCUGUUUGGACCCCCUGUGGCCACAGCAUGGCCCCUUUAGUCCUCCCGCCCCGCCAAGGGGCAACAAGGCCACGUUUCUGUGCCACCUCCUGUCUACUCAUUGUUGCAUGAGCCCUGUCUGCCAGCCCACCCCAGGGACUGGGGGCAGCACCAGGUCCCGGGGAGAGGGAUUGAGCCAAGAGGUGAGGGUGCACGUCUUCCCUCCUGUCCCAGCUCCCCAGCCUGGCGUAGAGCACCCCUCCCCCCCACCCUGGAGUGCUGCCCUCUGGGGACAUGCGGAGUGGGGUCUUAUCCCUGUGCUGAGCCCUGAGGGCAGAGAGGACGGCAUGUUUCAGGGGAGGGGGCAGCCUUCCUCUCAAUCUGCUGUCAGUGAAAUUCCAAUAAAUGGGAUUUGCUCUCUGCCUUCCCUUGGUCACUCUUCUCCCUGCCACUUUCAACAUGAAGUCGGGAGGGGCUCCAGGCCUUCCCUGCUGAUGGGGACACAGGACCAGAAAUGAAAGUGGAGGUUAACA